Molecule: messenger RNA, 462 nt
Organism: Huiozyma naganishii CBS 8797
Lineage: Eukaryota; Fungi; Ascomycota; Saccharomycetes; Saccharomycetales; Saccharomycetaceae
Gene: FYV7
Product: Fyv7p
Exons: 1
Coding region: 1-462 (153 amino acids)
Biological process (GO): rRNA processing
Cellular component (GO): nucleolus
Source: RefSeq, a predicted model, not a curated record
AUGCCCACCGAGAAGCAGCAGAGGAACAGGAAGAAGUUUACGCGGGAGUACAAGGUACGGGAGAUUCAAAAGAACAUCACGAAGAAGACCCGGUUACGGAAGAACUAUUUCAAAGCGCUGAAGGAGGAAGGGUACACUGUUCCCGAGAAACCCGAACACGAUGCUGACAAAACCAAAGCGAAUAUACAACGCAUGAAGCAGGAGAAAGUGUCGCAGGGGAAGAUGAAGUUUGACGAAAAGAAGGAAAUGAAAAGGCAGCGUCAGAGGUCGAAGAGGGAGGAAGAAGAAGCUCGGAGACAGAGGCAACUGGACAGGUUGAAGGAGUCCAAGGCGAAGCAUAUUGAACGUGAAAAUAGAUCGAAAAGAUUGACGCAAAAGACGAGAUCCGGACAGCCUCUCAUGGGCCCCAAGAUUGGCGACCUUUUGGAAAAGAUCAAAACAGACGAUACCUACACUGCAUGA